ACCCUGAUGAGUAAAUCCAAAUUAUAAUCCAACAACAUAUCUUUCUUAUGCCACCUCCAUCGACCGUCAUGGAUAUUACUUUCCAUCGGAACAGCCUCAUCCAUCUUCUCUCUCAGGUUAACCCCUUCUGGAUCCAAUUCUUUUACUUCCUCUCUUCCUCUAUCACCGGCUUCCUCCUCCUCAAGCUACUGCCUACGAGAGACGCGACGAGUAGGCCCACCAACGUCGACCUGCUCUUCAUGUCCGUGUCGGCCAACACGGUCUCAAGCAUGGACACCAUGGAGAUGGAGGUGUUCUCCAACUACCAGCUCGCAGUACUGACUCUUCUUAUGGUGAUCGGGGGAGAGGUGUUCAUCUCCAUGCUUAGUGUUCACUUCACCAAGAUCAACUCCCAGAUGAGGGAUUCUGCACUGGAUGCAGCCGGCACGGAACUCGCUACUCUCUCUGAUCAAAGACGGAGCUCGGACUUGAAAUUUAGCUCUAGAAAGCACCUGUUCUUCGUGGUGUUGGGGUAUCUCUUAGUAGGCCAUGUGGUUGGUUUCUUACUCAUCCUUGUUUACCUGAGACUUGUCCCGGAAGCCGGAGCUGUGCUUGAGAGAAAGGGUAUCAACGCGUCCCUGUUCUCCAUCUUCAUCACCGUCUCUACCUUCGCCAACUGCGGCUUCGUGCCCACCAAUGAGAACAUGGUUGUCUUCAGGACUUACUCCGGCCUCCUAUUGAUACUUACAGUGCAGGUACUCGUCGGAAACACGUUGUACGCCUCGUGCCUAUGGGCGGUCAUCUGGUUGUUGAAGAAGCUCACCAAGCGGCGGGAGUAUGAUUACCUGCUAACUAACUACGGGGAGAUGGAGUGCAAUCACUUGCUUCCUGGCUCUCACUCACUGUACUUGGCUCUCACCGUGGCUGGGCUUGUGCUAGUGCAGUUCGGACUGUUCUGCUGUAUGGAGUGGACGUCUGAGAUCUUGAGUGGGCUGAGCACGUAUCAGAAGGUCGUCGGCGUCGUCUUCCAGUGCGUGAACUCACGCUAUGCCGGAGAAACCAUCGUUGACCUCGCUGCUGUUGCUCCGGCCAUCUUGGUGCUGUUUGUGGUGAUGAUGUAUAUUCCUCCAUAUACAUGUUUUCUUCCUAGAAAAGGUGAUAAGCAGCUACUCAAAGGCAGGGAAAGAAGCAGGAAGAAGCAAGGCCUGAGUUUGAUCUUCUCGCCAUUGUCUUAUAUUGCCAUUUUUACCAUCAUUGCAUGCAUCACAGAGAGGAGACAGAUCUCUGAAGACCCGAUAAACUUCAGUGUCCUCAACAUUGUUGUUGAGGUUGUAAGCUCAAACUCAACACCAAGAUUGGAUCGCAGGGUCUCAGCUGAAAACAUCGGGCCAAAAGCGGCCAUGGCUUUUCUCAUAAAGCUCUACGGAUGCAUAUGGAACGGUUGGGUUCACAACGGGGUACAGCUGCAAGCGGCAAGUGAAGGCGGACGUACACUGCAAAGACGUGUCGGCUGGGUUCUCAGCGAAAUGGAGCAGCAAAGGGAAACUUGUGCUCAUCGUUGUCAUGUUAUUCGGCAGGUUGAAAAGGUUCAGCAUGAGAGGUGGCAAACAUUGGAAAUUUAUAUAAGUCUAAUCCAUGCAUGGAAGGAUUAAGUAUUGACUACAUAGAUCUUAUUAUUGUUAGUAAAAACAACAGCUAUAUAGAUCAAUUGUCUCUUCAUUUUAAGGUGUAUUAGUAAUUUGUUUUAGUGUUUUGGACAUCUUCUAA
This is a messenger RNA of Musa acuminata subsp. malaccensis (wild Malaysian banana), 1746 nucleotides long. RefSeq names its product sodium transporter HKT1. Gene Ontology annotation, molecular function: monoatomic cation transmembrane transporter activity. Gene Ontology annotation, biological process: monoatomic cation transport; transmembrane transport. The record is from RefSeq and is a predicted model, not a curated record. Gene Ontology annotation, cellular component: plasma membrane. NCBI's taxonomy places the organism in Eukaryota, Viridiplantae, Streptophyta, Magnoliopsida, Zingiberales, Musaceae.